This is a messenger RNA of Saccostrea cuccullata (small rock oyster), 2398 nucleotides long. RefSeq lists its product as uncharacterized. Bases 131 to 2245 code for a protein of 704 amino acids. NCBI's taxonomy places the organism in Eukaryota, Metazoa, Mollusca, Bivalvia, Ostreida, Ostreidae. The transcript has 3 exons. The record is from RefSeq and is a predicted model, not a curated record.
AAUAUAGACGGUAUGGCCAGUGAACCGUGAAGAAGUGUAUCGCCCUAAUUCGUCCCUGUGAACACAGUUCACUAGAUUGCACACUAAUGGUCAAUUCCAGAGAGCUGGGUGGAGCGGACUGUAAGGAAAGAUGACGGCCCUAAAAGGGUCUCCUGAAUUGGUGUUGCUGCUUAUAAGCGUUACAUGUCACGUGAUAUCACAGACAUCCAAUGGCCGCCAGUCAGUGUACAUAGAGAGCCUCGGUAUCAACAUCACCGGAAACGCCAUUGAAGACCAGAUUGCCAUCACCAAAGCACUCAGAGAUCUGAACAUUACCUUGGCGGAAUUAUUAACUUUACUUCCUGACAUUGAUAAAUGGACAUUCCUGAACAAUUCAGUGACCCCCGCCCCCAAGGACGAUACAGGAGAUGGCGCAGUGGUGGGAUGGGGAGUUAUCAUUCCUGUACUUCUGAUUGUCGUGUUCCUGGUGACAGUCACCAUCUGCUUGCUCUGGCACACGUGGAUCAAUCGCAGACGAACAUCCAACUCUACCGAGAAAACUCCAGACACAGAAAAAAUGUCCAAGCGUUUUAAGAGAAGCAUCAAGAACACAUCAGAUUUUGUACGCGGAUCAACUAGAUCCACCACGCCACUUCGAUCAAGUGUUAUAGAGAACGUCCACGUGACCGCCCUUCAACGCCAGAAUGCUGACAAGUUCACGUUUGUGUGGGACAAAGACAACUGGAGAUUAUGUCCACCAGAAUCACGACUUCAGAGCUCUGACUUCAACAAUAACACCCUCCGACAACACUUGUCGCCUAUUGACGAAAGCGAAACUUCCAUUGCUAACGUCUCAAGGACUUACAAUCUUAGCGCUCACCCUCCAUACUCGCCAUAUCACUUGACGUACAUUCAUGCACCUCCGCCAUCUUAUGAGGAGUCAGAAGUAAGUUCAUUAGGGAAAAGCAUUCCUAUGCAUUCCCUGCAAACUACCAAUACCACACAAAGUGAGGAGUCUUGCAGUGCUUGUAUGAAGCAAGGCAAAUCGCUUACAAUGAGCUCACCCUUCCAUCCACAUUACAACACGCCAACCACAGAAUGUGGUUUAGAUGAACCGUCAAACAUCAAAUUUAACUCGGCAGCAACCACAAACUUAUCCCAGUACACCAGUUAUCCGUCCUCACCAAUGUCCUCAUCUGCCGGAAGUCUUACCGCGUCAAACAUCGACACGGGGCCGGAAGCUUCCCUGAUGAUGUCUUACCCUGAACCUGUGUGUCCUCCGUCCUCUCUGCAGAGUGAUUUCGCUCCAUCAGCCAAUCAAACCCCAGAGGAAACCAGCCAAAAUGGAAGUGACUUCAGUGGAGGUAUACCAAGUCUCCCGAGCAGCAUCUUGUACUAUCAUCAACAAAUGACGGGAGAUAAUAGUCUAAAACCUUUUGGGAAAACUCCUAAUUUUUCUCCCCACGCUUUCCAGGGUAGCGCUGGAAGUAGUCUGAUAUCUGCUGACACUCACUACGAGGACAAUACCUCAUUGCUUCCAAACGUCGGGAGCAGCAACACGUCAGAAAAUCCUACUGGAUCUCUUCAGUUCCACACUAAUUUAUCCCUGAAUCCGUCCCUACCUCUCUCCAACUCGGUGAUGCCGUCUUUACAGAAUCCGUCGAUUCAGUUCGCAACUUCGUUUAAUCCAUCCGUCCAGUACUUCAACACUUUGAAUCCCUCGCUUCAGUAUGCUAACUUUGCGUCCAGUCAGAAUAUCAGUGCGGAGGAUUUGUCGAAAAUGGUGGAUGAGAUGUCCUCUAUUCGCCCUUUCCCACCCGAAGAAACGGAAAGUCGUGGUGGUGUUGUGCACAGCGUCAUAGGAUAUGAAGGGACCGUCGGACAGAGUUAUGUAGCUGACAUAUGCGCCCCGCAGUCAGGAAGUGAAGCGGAUAAUAACUUCCACCAAAGUAUCACCGAGUUGUUCAAGAGUUGGAGUGUUACUGCGGAACUGGAUUACAGCUCUUUAAGUUCCCACGCUACUUCACAGCGAGCGGACCCAACUGCAGCGUUCGAUCACCAAUCAGAACACAGCUCUUAUGGUGCGUCACAACCCACCGACAUGUCGUCAUUUUGGGAACAGCAGCAGGGUAGAGGGAGAGAAGAAAGAGACAGAAUUUCAGAUGAUUCCAGCAGACAGCACGUGCAGUUAAAUCACCUUCCUGUGCCUGGCAGACGAGUCAAAUUUGAUGUCCCAAUCCUCGUCAAUAAAACGUAUUGGGUGUAAAAACUUGUGAAACUUUCUCAAUGGCUCACAAAACCAUUGCUGACUUAUAUCUAAUCACAUUCUAAAUUGUGGUUUACAAAUAUAUUAAUAUUUACAUGUGAAAAUGAGAUUGCAUUUUUGAUAUGUACAGAAAUGUAAUGAAAUGUAAAAAUA